AUGGUUAGAACCAGAGGUUUAGGCCGUGCCUUUGCUAGGGUUAUAAGCAGAGGCAUGGGUAGACAGGAUGAGCAUCAUGCAGAUGAUGUUCCCUGGCGGUGUAGGCCUACGGCAUCCACCCGUAGGCAAUGGAUACAUGUUGUUGUUGCUGAUGAUGUUCCUCAUAUGACUGAGGAUGUUCCUCAGAUGACUGCGGACGAAUGUCCUAAGUUGAAGUUGGUCUCCCACGGAAGAAAGGUUGAGAAAUUUUGGAGGCCAACGUUUGAGAUUGAAGGGUUAGUCACUGCCACAGGAUUAACUCCUUUGAUAGGGUGUUCAGUAGUCACCGGUGAUUCGGGAGUUAUAUCCGCUUUUGUUGAGAGGUGGCACAGGGAGACUAGCACCUUCCACCUUCUAGUAGGAGAGCUGACCAUCACACUGGGUGAUGUGGCAUCACUCCUCCAUCUACCGAUCACAGACUCCUUCCACAACUUUGAGCCUCUACCUGUGGACGAGGCAGUCGUGUUGUUGAUGGAGUUGCUUGAGGUCUCCGGUGAGGAGGCUAGAGCUGAGACGGUACGGGCGCAUGGGGCAUAUGUACGCCUGUCGUGGCUUCGGGAUAUCUAUCAGAGGAGAUACGAGGCCCGACGGUGGAUUGUAGCAACUCGUGCUUAUCUCUUCCACUUGAGUGGGGGCUAUGCCUGGGUAGCUGUCGCGCUGGUGCAUAUGUAUGACCAGUUAAAUGAAGCUUCUCAGACCACUACACGACAGAUUGCUGGGUACCUGACUAUAUUACAGAUAUAUGAGCACUUUCCUAGUGUGCAUGACUGUGUCACUGAUGAUGGCUACGACAAGACGUCCCCACGUGCCUCUCGGUGGCUUACUACGAAGGCUCAUAUGAAGGGAAUAACAGGAGCGUCGUACCGGACACGUUUAGAUGCUUUGACGAUCAUUGACGUGUGCUAG
This is a messenger RNA of Glycine soja, 945 nucleotides long. Its product is annotated as protein MAIN-LIKE 1-like. Bases 1 to 945 code for a protein of 314 amino acids. The transcript has 4 exons. The record is from RefSeq and is a predicted model, not a curated record. Gene Ontology annotation, biological process: meristem development; meristem maintenance. Lineage: Eukaryota; Viridiplantae; Streptophyta; Magnoliopsida; Fabales; Fabaceae.